This is a messenger RNA of Beauveria bassiana ARSEF 2860, 3162 nucleotides long. Its product is annotated as sulfate permease. Gene Ontology annotation, molecular function: secondary active sulfate transmembrane transporter activity. The record is from RefSeq and is a predicted model, not a curated record. Gene Ontology annotation, biological process: transmembrane transport. Gene Ontology annotation, cellular component: membrane. The transcript has 6 exons. NCBI's taxonomy places the organism in Eukaryota, Fungi, Ascomycota, Sordariomycetes, Hypocreales, Cordycipitaceae. Bases 1 to 3162 code for a protein of 1053 amino acids.
AUGUCAAAAAAUGCCGGUGCCCGAUUCGUCAAAUCGGUAAUUGGCAUCGAUACAAACGCGCGCUAUGCACACCAACCCCAGAAUCUCGAGGAGCGCGCGCGCGCGGCCCUUGGUCCGGCCGCUGCUUAUACAGAAGAAGAACCUACUGUUUUAGAGUGGCUCAAGGAGCUGAGACCAACCAAGGCGGGCGUUCGGCACUAUUUUCAAAGCCUGUUUCCAUGUAUAUGCUGGCUUCAACGCUACAAUCCAAGAUGGCUACUAGGCGACGCUGUGGCGGGCUUCACUAUUGGUCUAGUCGUCGUCCCACAAGCCAUGGCCUAUGCAGUUCUCGCCGGCCUCACCCCAGCGUACGGUCUCUAUACGUCCUUCACUGGCGCUGUCUUGUACUGGGUUUUUGGAACUUCGAAAGAUAUUGUCAUUGGAACUACUGCAGUCGGAUCCUUACUAGUCGGCCAAGUCGUUAAUCGCGUCAAAGAAAACAACGAAUCCAUGUACGAUAGCCAGCAAAUUGCGCAUACGCUGAGCCUUCUUUGUGGCAUCGUCUUGUUCUUUUUCGGUCUCUUACGACUGGGAUGGGUCGUCGAAUUCAUUCCCUACAUCCCCAUAUCCGCUUUUGUCACGGCUGCGAGUAUAACUAUCAUGUCUACCCAGAUCCCGACAGCACUGGGGAUCAAGGGAAUCAAGAGCCAAUCGCCACCAUAUCGCGUCAUAAUCGAUACUCUCAAGGCCUUGCCAAACGCCAAGCUCGAUGCCGCUAUUGGAGUAUCCUCCAUCGUUCUUCUCUUCGCACUUCGGGCAUUCUGCUCCCACAUGGAGUCUAGACAGCCCGCUCAUAAGCGAGCUUGGUCAUUUGCUUCGUCGCUGCGCCUAACAUUUACGAUGCUACUUUUCACGCUCAUCAGCUUUCUGGUGCACGGGUUCAAAAAAAUAGGAACUCCAGAUCUCAGCACAGCACUUAUUCGAGAGAUUCUUCCGGAACUGCCUGCUGUAGCCAUCAUUUUGAUCAUCGAGCAUAUUGCCAUCGCAAAGUCCAUGGGUAGACUGUACAACUACAGUAUUAACCCCUCGCAAGAAAUUGUCGCCCUAGGAGCUGCAAAUUUGCUGAGCCCAUUCGUGGGAGGCUAUGUUUGCACUGGCUCUUUCGGCGCGUCCGCAGUUCUGUCAAAGGCUGGUGUCCGCACACCUCUCGCUGGAGCUUUCAGCGCUAUAAUGCUGAUACUGGCUCUUUAUGCGCUGACUGGGGUAUUCUACUAUAUACCCAACGCCGCGCUUUCGGGCCUUAUCAUUCAUGCUGUCUGCAAUCUCAUUACUCCGCCGAAAAACCUGUACAAGUACUGGCAGCUCUCACCCCUAGAGCUGCUUAUUUGGGUUGCAUGUGUUGCAAUGGCGAUAUUUCAAUCUCUUGACCAUUCGAUCUAUCUUGGGGUCGGCCUAUCGCUGGCGCUGCUACUAAUUCGGAUUGCAAGAGCCAAUGGCGGAUUUGUUGGCGUCGCCCGCUCGCGGCGCAUGCCGUGGGUAACUGAGGAUCCAGCCGAUAAGCUCGCGGAAUCUUCUAUCACGACCAAGGACGUAUUUCUGCCCUUUAAUCGCCAAGGCGCCUCGAACCCUGCAAUCGUCCUCGACACGCCAUACCCCGGCGUUUUUGUGUAUCGUCUACAUGAUAGCUACAAUUAUAUCAACCAAGCACUGCACGUGGAUAUUCUACAGUCAUAUCUGAUGAAUAAUACUCAACGGACGUCCGAAGAGCAAUACGAGCACGAAUCAGACCGACUUUGGAAUGACUCCGGUCCGCGUGAUAAGCUUUUGUCACAGCACCUGCCCUACUUGAGAGCCUUGAUUCUGGACUUUUCAGCUGUCAACAAUAUCGACAUAACCUCCAUUCAGGGUCUCAUUGAUCUGCGCAAUGUGCUGGAUCGAUACGCAGCGCCAGACACUGUCGAAUGGCACUUCGCCAACGUUCAAAACAGAUGGACACGAAAGGCGUUGGCCACUGCCGGCUUCGGCUAUCCGACAAGCCAGAACCCAGAAGCGCUGGCAAAAUGGAAGCCGAUAUAUUCUAUCGCUCCAAUCAGUGAAGUAGCAACCUCCACACCAAACGGUCAUCGCAGGAGAUCGUGCGCACCUGCCGGUGAUGAAGAAAAUCAUAGCUCCCCGACUUGGCCUGAGCUUAGGACAAGCCUCGAGAAUGACAGGGGCGAAGCCACGAUUUUAGCCGUCGAUCGACCGUUUUUCCACCUUGACCUGCACGACGCAGUAGAUGCGGCGAUCCUCGUCGCCAUACUGGGCCACCUACCCCUCAAGGCAUUGCUCAAGGCCACUCUCAUCUGCCGUUCCAUACACCUUCUAGCAGUACACACUUUGCAGCGGCGUCUGUUUGCCAUUUCCUCGCAUCCAGGACACGAGGUCAUCCUCGAGUGCUAUCACCCCAGCCUUAAAAUCUCCACCCCGUAUCUAUCCUGCCGCCCCCUUGGCACACGCCAUCCCACCGGCUGCGGCCCCGCCGCCACGCAGCGAGAAGAAGAAGCAGAAGAAGCGCCGCCCCCGAGCCUCGGCCACGUCUGCCAGUUGUACACAUCCUUUCUCCCCGUCGUGACCGAGGAGAACCGCCGGCGCCGGUUCCGUAACAUGGCGUUGCCGGUAUCGGUGCGCGACGGCCCACCCCCCCUCGGCGCCGACGAGAUCGCGACGCAGGAACUACCAUUUGACGACGGGGCGCUCUUCUCGCAGCUUUGCGUGGCGCUCAACCUCGUCACGCCGCAUGGUCGCCACCGCGGCGUCUUUGUCAGUCACUACAACAUGAGCGAGCACGUCGUGCGCGUCUUUCGUCGGUGGCUGGAGCAAGGCAUGCAGGCCGCUGCCGCCGGCGCCGGCGAUGACGACGAGGUCUGGGAUCCGACUGCUCCGCUCGCUUCCAGCCGCAUCUUGUGGGUAGACGACGCGGCGCAGACUAUUGGGCUGCGCUUCCGGGUGUCGCUGGGGCCGGCGGAGAGGAUGCCGCUCCUGUCAGGGACAGACGAGGACCCGGCCGUCUCGUAUACACUGACUUAUCAAGAACUGUUGAUCCGCUCAACAAGUCUACUCAUGGCCGUCGAGGCAUCCGCGGACCAGGAGAUGGAGCCAUCGCAAAACUCCAUAAUCCUGUCCACCGCGGCGGUCGCGUAA